Messenger RNA from Xiphophorus couchianus (Monterrey platyfish), 801 nucleotides. RefSeq names its product pro-opiomelanocortin-like. Bases 127 to 681 code for a protein of 184 amino acids. Gene Ontology annotation, molecular function: neuropeptide hormone activity. Gene Ontology annotation, cellular component: extracellular region. The transcript is spliced from 3 exons. The record is from RefSeq and is a predicted model, not a curated record. Lineage: Eukaryota; Metazoa; Chordata; Actinopteri; Cyprinodontiformes; Poeciliidae. Gene Ontology annotation, biological process: neuropeptide signaling pathway.
UGUGUGUGUGUAUGUAUGUGUGUGUGUCCUUGACAGGCAGGAUAUAAACGAGCCGCUCCAAGCUUCAGAGGACAGGAGCGACCAAGAAGUAGAAGAAGAAGAAGAAGAAACAUCAAACUGUGGAUCAUGUGUCCUGCGUGGCUAUUGGUGGCCGUGGUGGUUGUGGGCGGAGCCAGAGGAGCGGCCAGCCAAUGCUGGGAGAGUCUGAGCUGCCAGGAGGUGAACAGCGAGAGCAGCAUGAUGGACUGUAUCCACGCCUGUCGCUCCGACCUGACGGCCGAGACGCCCCUGGUCCCAGGCCACGCCCACCUGUCGCCGCCCCCCGACCCCGCCGCCCCGCAGGCCAAGCGCUCCUACUCCAUGGAGCAUUUCCGCUGGGGGAAGCCGGUCGGCCGCAAACGCCGCCCCGUCAAGGUCUACACGUCCAACGGCGUGCAGGAGGAGUCGGCCGAGGCGUUCCCCGCUGAGAUGAGGAGGCGCAGCGAUGAAGAGGAGGAGGAGGAGGAAGAGCAGCUGCUGCAGGAGAAGAAGGACGGAUCCUACAAGAUGAAGCACUUCCGCUGGAGCGGGCCGCCGGCGGGGAAACGCUACGGAGGAUUCAUGAAGAGCUGGGAGGAAGGGCGGCAGAAACCGCUGGUCACGCUGCUGAAGAACAUCAUCAACAAGGAGGAGCAGAUGUAGCCAAUGAGACGCUCCGACACGCCGGGGGUUAGCCAAUGAGACGCUCCGAGGGAUUUCAUAUCCAUGGCUCCAUGUAAAUAACUGUAUUUAUUAUAUGAGUUAUUUGCAAGCAAAAGGAAA